UGGACGUUACAGGUUGGUUCAGAGAAGCAAGGAGUGCGUGACACUUGAAAGAAGUGGGUGAGUCAACUUGGGUGCCUGAGACUGAAAUCGGAACUAUUACCUAUAGGCAACACACCAGAGGCAUAACAGAAGUCGUGUUGCAGCCUAACUAAAGUUACUUGAGGGAGCCACAACUGUCAUCUAUUUCCAGAUUUAAUAUCCACAGUCGAAGACAAUUUGCGUCCAUGUGUGACACAUACAACCUGGAUUCUCAGUGCGUGUCACCACCAUGCAGUAUGAGCUGGGCGAUGGAAUCCACAAACUUCUACGACAAUAAGCUGAGCGCUGUCUCUGGGGACAGUAAAUGUGUUCGUAGCGAUGGCACUGGGGAGGACAGUAGUAUGGUGGAACUGAGCAACGCUCCUGCCAUCUAUGACGACGAGAGUGCCAUCGACUUCAGCGCCUACAUCGAGUCGAUGUCCUCGGUACCAAACCUGGAACUCUGUAACGACGAGCUGUUUGCAGACUUGUUCAACAACACUGUGAAGCAAGAAAAGCCUGACUUCUACUUGCCAAAUGCAGUUGCCAACCACUUGCAGCUGUCUUCCAGCGGCGCCUUUUGCCCAGCCAUGCAAAAGACCUUCGACAGAAGGCAGAAUGGGUCAGAGAAGGGGGCGUUCAGCGCACCGAUCAAACAGGAGUCUGACUGGAGUGACAGUGACCUGUCGUCGUCUUUACCCUCGCAGAUAGAAAUCUGCGCACAGACCUCAGUGAGCCUGCACACCGGACAACCAACGCCUCCCACGACACCAGAGCCCAUCUCAACCAGAACUCCGGCUCAUCCUGCCCACCGGCGGAUAGGGAAAGAAAAGGGCAAAAAGACGGUUGAUAAGUACAGCCCGGAGUAUCGCCAGCGACGCGAGCGGAAUAACAUCGCAGUUCGCAAAAGCAGGGACAAGGCGAAACAGCGCAAUUUGGAAAUGCAGCAAAAAUUAAUUGAGCUAAGUGCUGAGAACACACGUCUGCAUAAAACUGUUGACCAGCUAACACGUGAACUCACGAGCUUGAGAAACUUUUUCAAACAGUUCCCUAACUCUUCUUUUGGGGUUACUACGACUGCUGACAGUCAGUGACGUUUCUGACAAUCCGUUUUAAUAAAUGAACUGUGAAAUAUACCUCAGCGGACUUCUUAUGGACUGCCCAUAUAAUCGAUCUGUAGCGUGUGUAAAAUAACUUACACCUGAUGGACUUUGGCACUGAAAAUGGUCAUCGACCCCAUGUUGCUGCCGUCAUGAAUUUUGUUGAAAAUCUUUUUGUAUUUUAAGUUAUUUUAAAACUUCAUAUAUGUUGUUAUGGUACGUUUUAUAAUUCCAAACUUCAUAUCAAUGCCAGAGCAUGUUUAAUUUUUUGUAUAGUUUAUAAAAAUGGGAAAUUUGUUAGUAUAUAUACAUAUAUGUAAUAAAAACUUGAAAUCCUAAAA
Chanos chanos (milkfish) is the source of this 1459-nucleotide messenger RNA. It is a transcript of the gene cebpd, whose product is annotated as CCAAT enhancer binding protein delta. Gene Ontology annotation, molecular function: RNA polymerase II cis-regulatory region sequence-specific DNA binding; DNA-binding transcription factor activity, RNA polymerase II-specific. Gene Ontology annotation, biological process: regulation of transcription by RNA polymerase II; DNA-templated transcription; regulation of cell differentiation. The transcript has a single exon. Lineage: Eukaryota; Metazoa; Chordata; Actinopteri; Gonorynchiformes; Chanidae. The coding region runs from base 225 to 1112 and encodes 295 amino acids. The record is from RefSeq and is a predicted model, not a curated record.